Arthroderma uncinatum is the source of this 1329-nucleotide messenger RNA. Its product is annotated as 2,6-dihydropseudooxynicotine hydrolase. Lineage: Eukaryota; Fungi; Ascomycota; Eurotiomycetes; Onygenales; Arthrodermataceae. Bases 1 to 1329 code for a protein of 442 amino acids. The record is from RefSeq and is a predicted model, not a curated record. The transcript is spliced from 2 exons.
AUGAAGCUGUCUCGAUUCUCGGUCAUUCUGGGCUGUAUCGGCCUCUGUACUGCCUCUCCAGUGCACACAGAGAAGAAGGAUAGCCCGUCAACCCCAAAGAUUCAACUUAGCCCAGACGGUACCUUUAAUUUCGAGCUGCUGCGUGAUCUAUCUAUCGCACCGUAUGAAGGUGCCGAUAUCAAUGAGGUUUUCAUUGCAGCAAACGAAAUCAGACCGGGGAGCUUUGAAAGCUACCACGCUGCUUUCAACAGGCUUGCUUCCCGCGUUCAUCAGCAGGCCAAAACUAUCGACCCGGUCAAUCAUCCUAUCUCUGCGCGCAACACCUUCUUCAAAGCAGCAACUUAUUACCGCUCGGCGGAUUAUUUCCUGCGGGGCAACUGGACUGAUCCGCGAGUCUAUUCCCUUUGGGAUCAACAGCUCUCAGCAUUCAACACCGCAAUUUCGCUGCUUCCUGUCCCUGGUCAGAGAGUAACACUGCAUGCUAAAGAUGAAAGUUCCAACGUCAACUUUACGAUUCCUAUAAUAUUCUUCGGCAGCGGUAUGCCUGGUCCCCGACCAACAAUCAUCAUGGGCAAUGGCUACGAUGGCUCGCAAGAGGAGAUGUACCAUGUACUUGGUCAGGCUGCGCUACAGCGUGGAAUCAACGUCAUAACGUAUGAGGGACCGGGUCAGCCGACGGUGCGUCGCGAGCAGAAACUCGGCUUCAUCCCGCAGUGGGAGAAGGUUGUAACGCCAGUGGUUGACUAUGCCCUUACCCGCCCGGAAGUUCGGGGCAAUGCAAUUGGCCUCAUGGGCUACUCUUUUGGUGGCUUUCUAGCACCUCGUGCUGCGGCAUUUGAGCAUCGCAUUGCUGCCGUGAUCGCUAUAGACGGCAUCUACGACUUUGGCCAGGCGAUGCUAGAACCAUUUCCCAGCGAGUUUAAGGCGGUCUUCGAAUCUAAAAACGCAAAACUCUUUGAUUCCAUUUUGGGAAAGAUCCUGGCGGACCCCUCGAGCCCAUCCGCUAUUCGCUGGGGUGUUCAGCAGGGCCUUUGGUCCUUUAAUACCGAGUCUCCAUUCAAUUGGCUCUCAGCAACUCAAGCGUACAACAUGGCGGGCUUUACAGAGAAGAUCACGGUACCCGUUUUCGUGGCAAAUGCACAGAAUGACCAAUUCUUCCCCGGCCAGGCGAAGAGGCUGGCUGAUAAGAUCGGCAGUAAGCUUGCUACGUAUCAUGAGUUCAACGCCAUAGACGGUGCAGGAGAGCAUUGUUCCAUCGGUGCAAACGUUUUGGUGAAUCAGGUCGCGCUGGACUGGUUUGAGGACGUUUUGCAGCAUCAUCAUAAGUAG